AUGGGCACUGUUAUUGACUCUCAUUUCUUAGCCCUCACUGCCAUACUCACCAUUGUUUAUCAGCUUCUGUUUUUCAUCGUCACUGCACUUCUCAAAUUCGAUAAGGUCACUGAUUUUGCAGGAAGUACCAAUUUUGUUAUAGUCGCUGUAUUGACCUUAGUUCUCAAAGGUUCAUGGCAUUUUCGACAGAUAAUCCUCACUGUCUUUGUUGUAUUAUGGGGUCUUCGCCUUGCUUUUUUUCUCUUACUCAGGAUUUUGCAGUGGGGAGAGGAUCGCCGGUUUGAUGAAAUGCGGAAUAAUUUGGGGAAGUUGGCAGUGUUUUGGAUAUUUCAGGCUGUUUGGGUUUGGGCUGUGAGUUUACCUGUUACGGUGGUGAAUGCAAGCGAUAGAAAUCCUUUUUUAAAGGCUGUGGAUUUGAUUGGGUGGCUUAUGUGGGCGGUGGGUUUUAUGGUUGAAGCUACGGCGGAUCAACAAAAAUUGACUUUCAAGAAGUCUGCAGAAAAUAGAGGGAAGUGGUGCAAUGUUGGACUCUGGAAAUAUACUCGUCAUCCUAACUAUUUUGGCGAGAUAUUGCUUUGGUGGGGAAUUUUUGUGGCAUCUACACCUAUACUGAAGAAAGCUGAAUGGCUGGUAAUCAUUGGACCAAUCUUUCUCACAUUGUUGCUUCUUUUCAUCAGUGGCAUUCCACUGCUCGAGGAAUCAGCAGAUAAGAAGUUUGGCGAAGUGGAUGAAUAUAGGUUAUACAAACAAAGAACGAGCCCUUUAAUCCCAAUUCCACCAGGAGUCUAUGGAAAGUUACCUGCAUGGUUCAAGUCAACUUUUCUCUUGGAAUUUCCACUGUACAGUCGGAAUUUUCCCACAGAACAAAUUUGGUGUAGAACAAGCAGUGGGGAAAGCAGCGAUUCCUUGAAAAUCGAGUAG
Messenger RNA from Lathyrus sativus (Indian pea), 921 nucleotides. The record is from the annotation of a GenBank genome assembly. NCBI's taxonomy places the organism in Eukaryota, Viridiplantae, Streptophyta, Magnoliopsida, Fabales, Fabaceae.